UCUUGGGCAAUGAAUACUCAGUCGAAACAAUGUGUUGCUUAAAGGUAAUUGUCUUUAGUGCAUUAAUAGCAGUCGUACGUGGAGAGCGGCGAUUUCCCGACGCAUUUAAGUUCGGGGCGGCGACCGCGUCUUAUCAAGUUGAAGGCGCCUGGAAUGUUAGUGACAAGUCAGCUAGUGUAUGGGAUACCUACAGUCACAACAACCCUUCAGCCAUAGUGGAUCAUUCAAACGGCGAUGUGGCCUGUGAUUCCUAUCACAAGUGGAGGGAAGACCUUAACCUAGCUUCUGAAAUGGGACUAGACUUCUAUAGAUUGUCAAUAUCAUGGCCGAGGCUUCUGCCAAAUGGUUUCUCGAACUACAUUAGCGAGGACGGCAAGAGAUACUACAAUGACGUUAUUAAUGGCCUACUUGAGAAGGGAAUAGAACCUGUGAUAACUCUCUACCACUGGGAUUUGCCGCAGAAGUUGCAGGAUCUGGGUGGUUGGACCAAUCCUCUCAUAGUUGAAUGGUUUGCGGACUAUGCUCGUGUGGCAUACGACCUCUUUGGUGAUCGCAUCAAAUCUUGGAUUACUAUCAAUGAGGGUCUUGUCACUUGUGAGGCUGCCGCUGGUGUAUAUAGUACAGGGUUCGGAAGCUACCUCUGCACUAAGAACGUGCUGUUGGCUCACGCGAAAGCAUGGAGGCUUUAUGACGAGCAGUAUAAGCCUAAAUAUGGGGGAAAAGUAUCCAUAACUACUGUAAUUAUGUGGGCUCAGGCACACUCAGAGGGAUACGAAGAUUUAGCCGAGCUUGUACUUCAGAUGAGUGCUGGGCUAUACUCCCAUCCCAUCUAUUCAAAAGAAGGCGGUUGGCCUCCAUCUAUAGAAAAACAUAUUGCAGAGAAAAGUCGCCGGGAAGGCUACACUAGAUCCAGAUUGCCACCGUUUACUAACGAAGAGAUCGAUCUUAUUAAAGGAACAUUUGAUUUCUACGCCUUAAACUACUACACCAGCCGGUUAGUGAGAAGUCCGAAAGAGGGAGAGAAAAUUGGAGAGUGGCCUUUACUCGGCUGUGAAGAAAUAAAUGCCUUAAUGGAACCUGCGCCAGAGUGGCCACCAACCUCUUCAAAAUGGUUGUUUGAAUACCCAGAAGGACUACGACGUCUGUUGUCCUGGUUGAAACAGAACUAUGGGGACGUGGAAUAUAGAAUUAUGGAAAAUGGUUAUGCUAGUGAUAAACGGGACCUUAAUGAUGUCGAUAGAGUUAAUUAUUAUAAGACUCAUUUGGAACAGGUGUAUCUGGCCAUAACCGAGGACAAUGUGAACGUAACUUGCUACACGGCUUGGACACUUUUGGACAAUUUUGAGUGGACUAAUGGUUACGUAUCGAAGUUUGGUCUCAUUGACGUGGACUUCACUAAGCCGGACCGCCCCCGUACUCCACGCUCUUCCGCCUACUAUUAUGCCAAUGUUAUAUCUACGCGUUCAUGGUCUGACGAUGACUUAAAAACUAAUCCGGAACCUUAAUAAUAAAACUCAGAAGUUUUAUAUCGCCAUAGAUAAUGUCGGUGGUGUAUUCUAUGGUUCCCUUAAUUAGUUUUUAAAUAAUCACAUUAAAUAGUUGCACUGAGAUUUAGAUGAGAGUAUAUAAUUUAGAUAAUAUUUGAUUAAUUUACCUAAUAAAUUAAUAGUUGAGAUAUUUUAAUAGCUGUAAUUUAUGUAUUGCCAUAUAAAAUCCUACCGAAUUGUUUGUCUUAUUUCUCGAAUAAUAUCACUUGUCUAUGACUAGUGCUAAGGACAAAUUACUUUGAAUUACUAGGUAUAUGAACACCGUGAACAAUGUAUGUCACUAAAAUAUAGGAUGGGCCUCGUACUACGCAAUCCUGGGCGAU
Messenger RNA from Pieris brassicae (large cabbage white), 1870 nucleotides. Its product is annotated as myrosinase 1-like. Gene Ontology annotation, biological process: carbohydrate metabolic process. Gene Ontology annotation, molecular function: beta-glucosidase activity. The record is from RefSeq and is a predicted model, not a curated record. Bases 30 to 1505 code for a protein of 491 amino acids. Lineage: Eukaryota; Metazoa; Arthropoda; Insecta; Lepidoptera; Pieridae. The transcript is spliced from 11 exons.